GCCGCGGUUCGAACCCGAUAACCAGCAAGUAGGCGCGAAAACCCGAACGAAAAUCAAUCAGGGAGAUCGAGGCUGUGAACUUGUGAGAUAUUCGGAGCAACAAUGGCGCUUCACAGAGCUUUCCGGACGAUCCAUACCACCGUGGAGGCUCCGCGACUUACCAGUUUUGCUCUUCGCGCCCCCAAAUUUGUAGAGGUUAAAUUUGCAGAUGGAAGUCUGUUCAAUUUGUCAGCUGAAUUCUUGAGAAUAUAUAGCCCAGCUGUUGAUGCUAAGGUCAGAUCAAUUGGGGGUGAAAAGGUGAUUUCUGGGCGGCGUCACGUGGGUAUCAUGUCUGCAGAACCAGUUGGGAACUAUGGGGUAAGGAUACUUUUUGAUGACUUGCAUAAGACUGGGAUUUAUUCAUGGGAUUAUUUCUACCAUCUCGGGAGCAACAAAUUUACACUCUUGAGAAAUUAUGUUAGAACACUACAGAAGCAUGGGCUGAGUCGAGAUCCACCUAGGAGAAAAUGAUGGAUGAGUCAACUGUUCCCGUCUUUUGAGUAUCUUUUGUUUCCCAAUCGUGAGUGUUCGGGUCAAUUUAUCUGCCUUUCAGCUAAUCAACUAUGAGAAUCUUGUGCAAUGAUCAGAGGGAGUUCACUAUUUAGCAAGGAGAUAAAGAAGAUAGGCUGCCUCAAACUGGCUGAUGAGAAAAGAUUCAACUACUGUACAAAUUUAAAUCUUACCUAUAUGCAUUUGGGAUCCUUGACUUACUAUUGAGUCAAGAACCUUAGCAUGAAACUAGAUGCUGAUUAUUGCUUUAGCUCCUUAAACUCUUGAGGUCUGGAGAGUCGGUCUUAGGACCAGCAUGAACUUGUAAAGAAAAAAAUAACUAUUUUAUAUUUUGAUGAGAUAUUAAAAUAUAUUUUGAUGGUUGUCUA
This is a messenger RNA of Momordica charantia (bitter melon), 917 nucleotides long. Its product is annotated as Myb domain protein. The record is from RefSeq and is a predicted model, not a curated record. NCBI's taxonomy places the organism in Eukaryota, Viridiplantae, Streptophyta, Magnoliopsida, Cucurbitales, Cucurbitaceae.